UUGAACGGCGUCCAAGGAGCAAAGGAAGUUCCAAACGAGCGACGAGAACCAACCAUGUGCUUCCGCUCUUAGUUUCCGGCCUUUUUUGCAGCCUGUAAACUUUAGAUGGCUCGGUUUAUUUUCUCGUAGUAUUUUCCAGGACAUUUUGGAUCAUUUCAGGGAUCAAAGCUUCAAGGUUUUCCUGCCAUAACAUACUGCACAUAGCCUGACUUCAGUAUGAAAGAGAAGGAAAAGUCGUCACUAGUAGACCUUGGGAAGAGGUUGUUGGAAGCAUCUCGUAAAGGACAUGCAGAAGAAGUUAGCGUGCUCAUGGCAUCCGGGGCACCUUUUACCACAGACUGGCUUGGUACCUCACCUCUACACUUGGCAGCCCAGCAUGGUCACACUCAGACAGCAGAGGUGUUGCUUCGGGCUGGGGUCAGCAGAGAUGCCAGGACAAAGGUGGACAGAACACCUUUGCACAUGGCUGCACAACAUGGUCACACAAAUGUGGUAGAGCUGCUUAUUUCCUCUGGAGCCUGUGCCAACAACACUGACAUGUUGAACAUGACUCCUCUUCACUGGGCCUGUGAACACAACCACGUUGACAUUGUCAAGAUUCUUCUCAGAGCAGGAGCCAAGAUAGAUAUCAAGAGCAAGUUUGGCAAGACACCCGUUGAUAUUGCAAGAGCUAAGGGCUACACUGAAGUGUUGACAGUGUUAUCAUCAGAUCAGGAUCAAGAUUUAACACUAACAAAGACUCCAAAGAGACAAGCUGAUCGUAACAACCUUUCAUUGAACUCGAUGAAGAAAAGACAAAGAACCAAAAAGUUUCCCAUGACAGCUGGGUCCUGGACUGGCCCAGAAGGCCCUACAGAAAAUGGUAAGUCACGUAGAAAGGCAACUACACCAGGAACAGUGCCAAAGUCUGCAGUUGGUGGAGGAAGACGAGUGUCAGCACCUCCCCAGUUUCCUAAUGCAGGUUCACCAUCCCUGCGAAGUCCGACUGAGAACUCUAUUGCCUCCCUUGUGUCUGCAGCAGCCAUAGUAAAAGCUAAAUCUGAAAGUGAAGGAGAGUGUCACAUGUCAACUGUUUUGUCUGAGGGCAAAAGCACUUCAAGUACUACUAAACCUCAAGAUUCCAGUGUUCUGGACACACUGGCAACUCUUGCUACAGCUACCUUAAGCCACAGUACAUCUGCAACAUCCACGACACCUCCACAGCAAGUUACAGCCAUGGCUGGCAGACCCAUCGGUAUUGCACCACUCACCCUUCCACCAACGACGCCCACCUUUACCACUCCACUGACUCCUUCAAGUCUUUUCCCCAUGCCAUCCCCGCUAGCUGCACUCUCUGCCCUGUCUUCAUUAUCGUCACCUGCUCAAACCUCACCCCUGCCACUGUCAUUCUCAAUGCCAGUGAUGACGCCUCAGCAAGUGGCUUCAACAGGAGCGCAGCUGAUGCCUCUGAUGCAAACUGGUGCACCCUUCUUCUCCAAUGCAGCUGGUAUGUCAAUACAGCAAGCGCCAUCUCCAGUGACAACUGCGGGAGAUGUACAUGUGCCUAUAUCAACAAGCGCAGCAAGUGCGGGUGUUACCAUUGCAGGAGCAGAUUCUGGUGCAGUGAAGAGUGGAACCUUUGGCACUUCAGGCACACACUCUCUUAACACAGCUGCACAAACAAUGCUUCCACAGACCAUUGUGGCUCCUUUCCAGCUACCAAGUGGAUCAGGUCAGUCGCAGCUCCAGACACAGCUUGCAUUAAGUCAGAUGCUUGCUCCGAUGCAAAGCGUACAGCCUUCAGUUGUGCUCGAGCUAAAUGCAACAACAACCAAGGAUGGAAUAGCUCACGUGAAAGUUGACCAGAAUCAAGCAGCGGAGUUGUUAAAAAGCCAAAACCAGUCACAGGAAGUAGCACACACCCAGCUCCAGCAAGAUGGCAGUGAAACAAAACAAGAUGACAUCAAUGGACAGAAUAUUCCAGGAACACAGGAACUGUUUAUAACGCUUCAGGUUCCAGCAGGAUUGCAGCAUGUUCAGCCGCAGCUGUUGACAGAUCCAAGCUUUGCACUUCAACAGGUGCAGCUUGUUCAACAAGUGGCUGCGCAGGACUCCCAACAGCAAACAUCUGGAGCAGCUCAGCCACAGCAGAACCCGGUCACCGUUGUUCAGCAACACGAUGCUAGUGCGCAGACUACACAGGAGCAAACUGCUGGCUCAACUGCACCGCAGGCCCCGAUUGUUCAGUUGCAGCUUCCUCAGGAACAGUUAAACUUGGCGCAGUUGAUGCAAAGCGUCGGCCAUGGAGCGUUGCCGCUGACGUUUUCUACUCUCACUCCACAACAGAUACAGCUCUUAGCGAAUACUCAGCUGCAAAUGCCUCAGCUUAAUCAGAACUCACAACAGCAGCGUCAACAACAGCAACAACAACAACAACAACAGCAAGCCACAGGAUCACAACAGCAACAGCAGCAGCAGCAACAACAACAUCAAAACAUCACUCAACAAUUACUGGCUCAAUCAGUGCCACAAAGGACUCUGUUACCCCAGAAUUACGUGGCUCAGCUUGGCCAGAGUCCUGUCCAAACAACAGUCGAUGUUCAGCAGCAGCAGUCGCAACAACAGUCUUUAAUUGGUCCUCAAGUUUUACUGCAAGUCCAAGAAGACCUUCGGAAGCUGCUGGAACAUCGGCAGGCAGAGGAAGACAAAAUCAGAAAGGAGUUGGAAGGGAAGGUUCACGCUCUUCAACGAGACAGCGACAAAUAUCGCACGGAGCUCGAGCAUGCGCAGAAGGAAGCGGAAAACUACCGGGGGCGAUUAGAGGUAGAACGGAAAGAAAAUUCCAGGCUCCAUCAGUUAUAUGAAGCUGCUGCUAAACAGCCGGCCGCAUCAGACAGCGCUGAGGAUAGGAAUAGUUCUACCGCCAAAACUGACAGCGAUACUUUAAUUUAAAGCGUGUUGUUCUGUUUUUAAAACGUAGUGUUAUUUAGUGAGUGAACACAUCCGGCCUUAAAAAUUGUCUCACUAUGAAAAAUUUAACAAGUGCAUGAAAAUUUUCAGUCGUGUGCUCUUUGGAGUUAGAUUAGUAGUAUAGUGUGAGAAAAAUAAGAGGGAAAAAAGAAACACAUGAAAAACGGGGAAAAAUUUGAAGGGGCCUUAACCCUUUUAUCCUUUUCAGUAAGCCUUUAAAUCAGGACUCAGGGAUAAUUAAGUCAUAAUAGAACGUUUUCACUCACGUGGGGGGCCAGCAGCCAUACAAAUGUAUUGGAACAAAAGGAAAUCUUUACGUGAGAAAAGAGUUUCAACUCUGGAACACCAAGAUGGCCGCCGAUUCCAAUAUGGCUGCCGUCACGUCAUAUGAAAACACUCUAUAACUCUCGGAGACUAAAUUUGACUCGACUUUUAUACCCUUUACACGUGCUGAGCAUGUUGUGGUUUGUUAAAUGCAUGCUGCAUCGUACAGUUAAAAAAUGUCAAUGGAUUUUACGUUAUUUUUCAUUGCAAGUUGCAAGGAUAUAAUAUAUCAAUCAUUGGUGGUUAAGCAUUCCUCAGUAUGGGAGGCAAAAGAAGUACUAUUUUCAGCGGGAAUUGGCUGAGCAAGCGUUCAUUCCGACGGGGAUGUUGCUAAGUAACAUGACGUGGCGACAAACUGACGGAAAACCUUUCGGAUUAUGCAUCCUCUCUGAUUGGGUGAAAGUAAUCGAAAGUUGUUCGGGUUCUUCAACGACGAUUUGCCGAGAACGGUUCUUAAUCACUAAACUGAUAUUGUAAAGAAUGUAUAUAGUCCAUUCGCGGAAGACAAAGUACAUUCAUGUAUAUUGUUUCGGUAAGUUAUUUGGUAUAGUAUUUGUCGUCAGUAUUAAUAUACACAGUUUAUUUGUACGGUAUGCAGCGAGAUAACUACUUUAAUAUGUUCGUUAUUUUCAAAGCAUCGCAGAGCCAAUAUUUCAUUCAUUUGUUAACAAAACAACAAUUUGCGUUUUUUUUUUUUAUCUCUAAGUUAUGUCUACUCAGGUUCUGUACAGAAUGAAAUAUGUUUUGAUUCAGCUGUCGUUAUCUCGAAUACCCGAGAGAGGCAAUAAUUAUCCAGGCCUGCGAUAAAUAUAAAAGAACUGUCGGAAAAUGUGAUUGUACCGGUCGAACCUUUGCUUGUGAAGUUCACCUAAGUGUUAGACACGGCCAUGUUACUACCUUUAGAACUUUUAGUUAACAAGAGAAUAUCGAGUUUAUUAUUUUUUCUGAACUUUGUUAUUUCUGACAUGCUCUGACCUAGCAGAGUAAAAUCCCGCCUUUCCGGACUCGAGUACCAUUUGUAGGUUUUUGUGACAUCGUCUUCAUUUCUUGAUUGACUAGAUGGAAUUACUCCGAUUUGGCAGUUAGACGGUUAUUUGAAAGUCGACCUGUAAACUAGCUUUAACUGGGAAUUUAAAAAUCAAAGGGUUGUUUUUAGACGUAGUAAAUAAAAUACUUGUAAAUACGUGGGGCACACUUAGGUAAUGCAUAUCGCUCUAGUGUGAUUUUAAUGAUGGAAAAUACAUUGUUUUGUGCUAUUGCCACAACAUCUCUACCAUUGAUUGUCAUGAUUUUCAAAGUUAAUAAAGGAGAAACAAGAUUAAA
Orbicella faveolata is the source of this 4596-nucleotide messenger RNA. RefSeq lists its product as uncharacterized. The record is from RefSeq and is a predicted model, not a curated record. Gene Ontology annotation, molecular function: protein binding. NCBI's taxonomy places the organism in Eukaryota, Metazoa, Cnidaria, Anthozoa, Scleractinia, Merulinidae.